Salvelinus fontinalis (brook trout) is the source of this 5264-nucleotide messenger RNA. It is a transcript of the gene cpne5b, whose product is annotated as copine Vb. The record is from RefSeq and is a predicted model, not a curated record. Gene Ontology annotation, biological process: cellular response to calcium ion. Bases 460 to 2181 code for a protein of 573 amino acids. Lineage: Eukaryota; Metazoa; Chordata; Actinopteri; Salmoniformes; Salmonidae. Gene Ontology annotation, cellular component: plasma membrane. The transcript is spliced from 21 exons. Gene Ontology annotation, molecular function: calcium-dependent phospholipid binding.
GAGUAGUGGUGUAGUGUAGAAACCUGCGUUCUCUCUCUUCAGUCUCCGGUCCGCUCAGUCUGCUCAUCAGCCGAUGGAGUAGAGCUCCUCUUGACACGCAGAGAGCAGGUCGUCAGGUUACUCCCCUAUGAUGUGCUGCCUGCUGUUACCGUGAGCGUUGCGGUAUCAGCUGUAGCUAGCGCGGCAGAACGGUAGGUCGCUUCUAGGGUCUCCCCAGCAUAAACGGCACUAUCUAUGGAUAGUUCGUCAAGUGCGCUUCUCCAGAGGGCUGUUGGUGUCCAGUUUCCCUGAAUCUCUCUCUCUGUCUCUCCCUGGCUGGCUCUCUCAGUGUUAUCGCGACCCACCGGGAGUUUGGACACGACACAAUCACCACCCAACACGCGUUCGACCGGGGCCAGGCUGUGCGAGUCACGGAUCGCUCCCGAGCCGCCCCGCGCGCUCGCCCUCGCGCUUGCCCCUAUGGAGGGGGACGUGAUGGACAAGCUGGAGGACAUGGCCUCGGUGUACGAAUUCGAUCCGAUCACCGGGAACAUCCCCGCCACUAAAGUAGAGAUCACCGUCUCCUGCAGGAAUCUUCUAGAUAAAGACACAUUCUCCAAAUCUGACCCAUUGUGUGUGCUCUAUACCCAAGGAGUGGAGACCAAGCAGUGGAGAGAGUUUGGUAGAACAGAGGUCAUUGACAACACUCUAAACCCAGACUUUGUCAGGAAGUACAUCCUGGACUAUUUCUUUGAGGAGAAGCAGAAUCUACGCUUUGACUUGUAUGAUGUGGACUCUAAAAGCCCAGACCUCUCCAAACACCCAUCUGAUGUCAACGACUUCUUGGGUCAGGUGUUCUGUACUCUGGGGGAGAUCGUGGGGUCACCUGCCAGUCGACUGGAGAAACCACUGGGCGGUAUAGCUGGGAAGAAAUGUGGCACCAUCAUUCUGUCUGUAGAGGAGCUGGGUAACUGCAGAGACAGCGCGACAAUGCAGUUCUGUGCCAACAAACUGGACAAGAAGGACUUCUUUGGCAAGUCAGAUCCAUUCAUAGUGUUCUACAGGAGUAACGAGGAUGGAACGUUUACUAUCUGCCAUAAAACGGAGGUUGUGAAGAAUACGUUGAACCCAGUGUGGCAGUCGUUCACCAUUCCAGUCAGAGCGCUGUGCAAUGGGGACUUUGACAGGACGAUCAAGGUGGAGGUGUACGACUGGGACCGCGAUGGCAGCCAUGACUUCAUAGGGGAGUUCACCACUAGUUACCGGGAGCUGGCUCGAGGCCAGAGUCAGUUCAACGUCUAUGAGGUGGUGAAUAUCAAGAAGAAAAUGAAGAAAAAGAAAUAUGUGAAUUCAGGAACGGUGACCCUCCUCUCCUUCUCUGUGGAAUCAGAGUGCACAUUCCUGGACUACAUCAAGGGAGGGACCCAAAUUAAUUUCACUGUGGCCAUUGAUUUCACCGCGUCUAAUGGUAACCCGUCCCAGUCCACCUCUCUCCACUACAUGAACCCGUACCAGAUGAAUGCAUAUGCCAUGGCCCUGAAGGCUGUAGGGGAGAUCAUCCAGGACUAUGACAGUGAUAAGAUGUUCCCUGCUCUGGGGUUUGGAGCCAAGCUGCCCCCUGAUGGACAGGUCUCACACGAGUUCCCUCUGAACGGUAACAUAGAGAACCCUUACUGUACCGGUAUAGAUGGCAUCCUGGAGGCCUAUCACGAGAGUCUGAAGACCGUUCAGCUCUACGGACCAACCAACUUUGCCCCUGUAGUCAACCAUGUGGCCAGGUAUGCUGCAGCAGUUCAGGACGGGUCCCAGUACUUCAUCCUCCUCAUCAUUACAGAUGGAGUCAUAUCAGACAUGGCUCAGACCAAGGAGGCCAUCGUCAACGGGGCUAAACUGCCCAUGUCCAUCAUCAUCGUUGGAGUGGGACAGGCUGAGUUUGACGCCAUGGUGGAGUUGGAUGGUGAUGACAUCAGAAUCUCUUCCAGAGGGAAGCUGGCAGAGAGAGACAUUGUCCAGUUUGUCCCAUUCAGAGACUACAUGGAUCGCACAGGGAACCAUGUCCUCAGUAUGGCCCGGCUAGCCAAGGACGUCCUGGCUGAGAUCCCUGAUCAGUUCAUCUCUUAUAUGAAGAGUCGGGGCAUCAAACCCAACCCUGCACCGCCCCCCUACACACCCUCUGGACACACACACCACACACAGAUCUGACCACCUCACACACACACACACACCUUUACACUGAGUACUGAUGAGAGAGACACCAUCAAAGAUUUGCAACCCCGAGGAAUCAUGGGAGGGGAACUCUCUGUCUACUUCCUGAUUGGAACAUCGGGACAGGAAGUGAUGUAAGAGGAAGCUAUUAAAGCUACAGGUGUUUGUGUCAGAACUCUCCCGGACAGGUAACUCUCUGGACUGGGGAAGACAACAGCGUUUCUGUUCAUUGUGGUUCUAUCUAUUCUGUUUGUCUCUCUGGAGGAAAAGAGAGACUGCCAUGGAGCGAUGAUAUGUUGCUGUGCCAUACAAGGACUUGGUGAUCGAUGAAUUGUCUUUUUAUCAACAUACAUGGGCCUGUGACUGUUUUCUCUUGUAUUGUUUAAGAGCAGGUGUGAUCGAGGGGUCAUGUUGUGGUUGAAACUUGUGCCUGUCUGUGGAGUGGUCAUCUAACCGGCCAAGUGGAACCCUUAUAUGAACUCUGACCUCUCACCUUCGACCUUUGAUCUUGCAUGUGAUUGGUGUAUUGGAGCGCGUGUGUUAAGGUGGUGAUGUUUUUAGAAACCUUUCCAUCAGUUUACUAGUUUGUUUUGGGCCUCAGACAUGUCCACAUAUUGACUUGUAGCUUCAUCAUUCUAGUUUGUUUUGGGCCUCAGACAUGUCCACAUAUUGACUUGUAGCUUCAUCAUUCUAGUUUGUUUUGGGCCUCAGACAUGUCCACAUAUUGACUUGUAGCUUCAUCAUUCUAGUUUGUUUUGGGCCUCAUACAUGUCCACAUAUUGACUUGUAGCUUCAUCAUUCUAGUUUGUUUUGGGCCUCAGACAUGUCCACAUAUUGACUUGUAGCUUCAUCAUUCUAGUUUGUUUUGGGCCUCAGACAUGUCCACAUAUUGACUUGUAGCUUCAUCAUUCUCGUUUGUGUUGGGCCUCAGACAUGUCCACAUAUUGACUUGUAGCUUCAUCAUUCUAGUUUGUUUUGGGCAUCAGACAUGUCCACAUAUUGACUUGUAGCUUCAUCAUUCUAGUUUGUUUUGGGCCUCAGACAUGUCCACAUAUUGACUUGUAGCUUCAUCAUUCUAGUUUGUGUUGGGCCUCUGACAUGUCCACAUAUUGACUUGUAGCUUCAUCAUUCUAGUUUGUGUUGGGCCUCAGACAUGUCCACAUAUUGACUUGUAGCUUCAUCAUUCAAGGUGAAAAAAAGAAAAGUAUUUGUAAUUUUUUGUUUCAUUGCUUCACUAAGUUUUUCGUACUCCCAUAAGUUAUUGAUUCUUCUCUUGCUUUACAUUUCAAAGCAUGUUUGUGUAGGAUGAAAUUUCCCCGUAUGCCUGUAUUUAUAAUGUAUCAAAGUGGCAUGGAUAAUAAGGAUAUAUAAUGAAUUUGUAUUUGUUUAGUUAUUUUAUAAUUUCUACAUACCUUCCCAGUUUAGAUUUCUCUACAACACACAGUUAGUUAGAUAGUUAACAAUAAGGUAAAGCACAAGGGCGAGAUACUUCAACAACCACCACAGCAAUUGGUACAACCUGUCUGUGACGUCAUCAUAACUGUGACAUACAUAACCCCACCUGUGACAUCAUCAUCAGUAUUGGUUCUGAUAGUUGACCAGGUCAUAUUUGGAAUCAGUCAAAUAUGUUUUAAAUAUACAUAUCAUUACACGAUUCAAAAGCACAAGAAAAAAAAUCUAAUACUCUUUCAACUAUUUAUGUUUAAUUUUCUCUCUUUCCAUCUCCCUCUUUCCAUAGUGAAUGGAUUUUUGUUUAUUGAUAAUAAACCUCUCUGGAUAAAGACAGUAAAUGUGUCCACUUGAAGAAUAUUUCAUUCUAUUGAAUCCAAUUCAUGAUCAACAAUAACGCGCCCACCAGUUCUUUAUCUCUCUCUCUAUCUCUCUCUCUCUGUCGUCUGCGCACAGCCUCUAUGCUCCCUGAGAACAAGCCAUUAUUGUAUUAUAAUCAGAUGAAGCCAGGCUCAAAUUAAAUCAAGUUGUGAAGUAUAGACAUAGUCUGGUCACCCGCCAGUGUAGCAUACAAAGACAGAGAGAUCUCCUCAGCUAGAUCAAUACUCUGUAGGCCUUAAUCAUACUGUAGACAGCAUUCCAACCAAGCCUGAUAAAGAACCAGGGUUGUACAAUUACAGUCACUGUAUACCAAACAUGUAGAGAUUUUCCAGAAAUACCUGAUGGAAGAUUUCCUGGAAUCAGAAUGGGUAAUUUUGGGAAAGUUAAUUUUGCCAUCCUUUAUACAAUUCUCUCUCCUCUUACGAGUUGGAGUGAUAUAGACCUAAAGUAUUAGGGCUGUGUGUUUAAUGAUUAGUACUUUACAACAAUACAUAAUAGCUCCCCAUCAACUUUAAGGAAAGCACUUUAUUCUAUUCCUUAAAGGUGUACUGGUACUUCCAUAGUUUGUGUUUUAUUCUUUUUUGGGGGGAGAUGAUGAUGAUCGUAUUGAUAUAUCAUAUGAUGAUAUCCUUGUCUAUUUUGUUCUGGAACGUGUGUGAUGAUAAGCCAUUUAAUCUGCAGAGUACAUUACAAUGAAUAGAAUUGUACAUUGACUUGAAUAGGCAUGUUCAUUCUAGUAGUUCUAUUUCUAUAUAGAAAGACAACAUCUCUCCUGAAAUCCUGAUCUGUAGGGUUGCCAGAUUGUGUACUGUACAUCCAUCCGCUCACCUGGGGUACAAAGACAAGACAGUGCCAACAUCUGUAACAUAGACACCAUCGUAUCCGGAUUAUGUGCAUGGUAGUGGCAAGUAAUGGCAGCAAGUUCAGUGGACUGUUUGCUUUCUCUUCUGUUUGGUCUCUCAUGCCUGGCCAUUUCUGUUGUUAGGGUAAGCUCUCUCGAUAGGAGAUAUAACCCAUGGAAACUGUAGCCGACCAGCAUGUUGCACACAGUUCAUUGUUUAAUACUUUUUUGAAUCUUUUUUUUAUUUUUUUAUACACCUCUUUCCAUGUUUGUUGUUGAACUCUCUGGGUUUCUAAAUUGCAUGGUCCCCCUUUUUUUCUUUGGAGCGGUUUUAAUUGUACAUGAUUGUUGUCAUACAGUGUGUUGUGAAAGGCUUUUAUUGGAUUGCCAUAAAUUAAAAUGAAUUCAA